Aspergillus tubingensis is the source of this 1071-nucleotide messenger RNA. Its product is annotated as cyanamide hydratase family HD domain-containing protein. The record is from RefSeq and is a predicted model, not a curated record. The transcript has 2 exons. Lineage: Eukaryota; Fungi; Ascomycota; Eurotiomycetes; Eurotiales; Aspergillaceae. The coding region runs from base 1 to 1071 and encodes 356 amino acids.
AUGACACAGGGCUCAGGUAGACCGCUUGAAGAGCUGCCCGUCGAGCUCCUUCAAUCGAUCCUCGCUGCCGCGCCAGACAUCAAAACCCUGGAGGCCGCCGUCAUGACUGGACCCUGCCUGUAUAACGCCUUCAAAGGAGCAGAAGAGUUCAUCGUGCGGCCAGUCAUACUACGCCAAUUUGACACUGAUCUGCUACACGAUGUCUUAGCAACUCACGCAUCCAGCAAAAUCCAGGACUGGUCCAUCGACCAAGCCGAAAAGUUCUUGACGCCAUACUUUGCCCGCGACCAACACCAUUUCGUCGACUCUAUGAAAUGGAAACUCUCUCAGGCUCGCUCGAUAAACCGAUUUGACGGGACCGUGCAGUACUUUGUCGACCGUUUAGCCACAAAAGCCUUGUCUAUCUACACCUUCUGGAAUGGCAUAAUGUCCCAAGGUGUUCCGCUAACCAAAUUGGAGAGAAACCGGAUUAGUCGCAGUCUGUAUCGAUUCGAAACAUUUUGCAAUUUGUACCCGUCCUGGAAAUAUGCACUGAGAUCUGACACCGGCAAACUGUAUGUCGAUAAUUUUGCACCAUGGGAGAACGAACAAUUAGUCUGCGUUUCCGAGUCCUUAUAUACAAAAUUCAUCCUCCCAGAAUUGACUCUGAGGAAACAAAUUCUAGUUUUUUUGGACCCCAAACUCAGUUCUAAUCGGCCGGAGCCUAUACCUCAAAAGCCCUGGUCGAUCUUUCAAUCAUACGUAGAGGCAUACCCAGAGUCUCACUUGUUUAGCGGCCUUACUCAUAUUCGACGAUUCGCGCUGGAGAAGGACACGGACUUACAACAGAUUGCGCAAGUCGUACGUGGAACACGAGUCGAUGGUAUGGGGGUCGACUCUUUCAUCAAAGACAUGACUCGUUUACUCGGGCAGGAUGAAUCUCCUGAUCUCAAUAAUUUUAGUCCCGAGGACGAAGAAAAGUACAUCCCUCAGCCAUGGUUCCGUGACCCAGACAGUGGGCCAGAAGAUAUAUGGCGAUGGGCCAAUCUAUGGCGCCAGCGGAAACACUUUUUUGCUGCUGGCAGUGCGUAA